Molecule: messenger RNA, 3021 nt
Organism: Ictalurus furcatus (blue catfish)
Lineage: Eukaryota; Metazoa; Chordata; Actinopteri; Siluriformes; Ictaluridae
Gene: ripk2
Product: receptor-interacting serine-threonine kinase 2
Exons: 11
Coding region: 425-2170 (581 amino acids)
Biological process (GO): innate immune response; positive regulation of canonical NF-kappaB signal transduction; protein phosphorylation
Cellular component (GO): cytoplasm
Molecular function (GO): ATP binding; JUN kinase kinase kinase activity
Source: RefSeq, a predicted model, not a curated record
UUCGAGACUGUGAUAUUUCGAACGCGUAAAUGCGCACCUGCGAAAAAUCCUUAAAGAUCCGAUUUUAGACGAUCACACGCCCUAAAGAGGGUCACAUUCACAUCAGUGUGUGUGGACAGGAGUGUGAUCAGGUAACUGUGUGUGUGUGUAGACGAGUUAUUUUGUAGCUGAUUGUGUAAAGAUAGUGUUGCGGGGUUUUUAUUCGGGGGAACAGGGAGGAGCGGGAGGACGACGAGGAGGAGGGUGAGGGUGGUGGUGGUGGCGGUGGUGGAGGAGGAGGAGGAAGAAGAAGAAGAAGAAGAAGAAGUGUUAGGCAGAUUCGCCUGAAAGUGUCGGUGAAGUCCUGAUCUGUGCUUCGCUCUCUUCCCUCUCGGAGUGACUCAGUGUUUCUGCCGGAAUGCUGUUAUCUCUCUGAGCGUUCAGCAUGGACCAGGCGGGCUGCGUGAAUCUGUGCAGUCUGACCAGCACGCUGCCGGUGAUCCCGUACCGCAAACUCACCGACCUGCACUACAUCAGCAAAGGCGGCUUCGGCACCGUGUUCCGGGCGCAGCACAGCGACUGGCGCACCACCGUCGCCAUUAAGUGCUUAAAGCUGGACUCCCCGGUCGGGGAAAGAGAAAGGAAUUGCUUACUGAAAGAGGCCGAGGUGCUUCACAAGGCCAGGUUCAACCACAUCAUCCAGAUCUUCGGCGUGUGCAACGAGCCCGAGUUCUUCUGCAUCAUCACUGAAUUCAUGACCAAUGGCUCUCUGGACGAGCUUCUGCAUGAGAAAAACAUGUAUCCAGUGGUGGCUUGGCCUCUCAGGCUGCGUGUUCUGUAUGAAAUCGCUCUGGGCGUUAACUUUCUCCAUAACAUGACUCCACCGCUGCUCCAUCAUGACCUGAAAACGCAGAACAUUCUUCUGGACGGCGAGUACCACGUGAAGAUAGCUGACUUUGGUUUGUCAAAAUGGCGCCAGCUCUCAAUUAGCAAAGGUUCUGGAUCGAAGCCGGCUGAGAUGGGCGGCACCGUCAUAUAUAUGCCUCCUGAAGAGUACGAACCCAACAAGACUCGGAGAACGGAUGUCAAACAGGACAUGUACAGUUAUGCCAUCAUCAUGUGGGAAGUGCUGUCUCGACGGAUACCUUACGAAGAUGCUACAAACCCCAUGCAGAUAAUGUUCAGCGUCCUGCGCGGCUCUCGGCCCGACACCGGACUGGACAGCCUUCCAGCAGACAUCCCCGGCAGAGAGACACUCAUCAACCUCAUGACAUGCGGCUGGACCGCUAAUCCCGACGAGCGCCCCUCUUUCCUCAACUGUCUUAUCGAACUGGAGCCCAUGCUGCGGAGGUUUGAUGAAAUCGAUGUCCUGGAGGCGGUACUGGAGGUCAAAAGGUCAAAAUUCAUGCGACCUAUUAGCAGCCCUUCAACAACGACAACGACAACGACUACAGCGAAUGUGAAAAGAACAGAUAAGAGUCUGAAGGAACAAAACACUCCCUGGCCAGAUACCAGCUCUACAUCAGGUUCAGGGUCUUGCUCCUCCCAGGACACGGAUAUCUCCCAACCAGGCUACCUUACCAUCUCCAAUCCCUCUCAUGCUGGACCAUUGUCAUCGGUCAUGUCCAUACCACUGGAUGCUCCAAAACCCUUAUUGGAUCAGGGCUCUCAGAACAACCUGAAUCCUAAUUAUCAGACGGCCCAGUUCAUCUCGGACUACAGCAUCCCCCUAAGACCACACCUGCCUCAAAAUGAGAGCAACCUGCCCAUAAACAUUCAUCCACUCACCCUACAGGCACAUCCACAAGAUUUCCCCAUGGCGUCGGACAUCCAGGGCCCAGCAGCACGAUGGAUCAGCUCUCGACGGGAGGAGGUUGUGCGCCAGAUGACGGAAGCAUGUCUAAACCAGAGCCUGGAUGCGUUGCUGGCCCGCGAAUUGCUUAUGCGUGAGGACUACGAGCUGGUGGCCAACCAGCAGACGCGCACCGCCAAAGUUCGCAAGCUUCUGGACACGUGCGAGCGCCACAACGAGGAGUUUUGCCGCGUGGUGGUACGCAAGCUGCAGGAAAACAAGCAGAUGGGCCUGCAGCCGUAUCCGGACCUUACUUCCCCGACGCCUCCACCGCCCUACAGCGCCGCCAGUGCUCCACCACUGUCCACCUCCAGCAAUAACCUCCGCAACAUCUUCUGAGAUUUUCGCUUCCCUGAGAAUUGGACACUUUUGGAAUAGACCGCUGAGGGAUUUUCCUGCAUUGCUGCUUUUUUGUCAUAGGGAAAAAAUUGUAUUGGCCUUGCACCGGCGCGAUUACGCUCUCCCCUGCUGCGGAUGUAGAACUCGUUCAUUUCAUCCAGAUUAUACCCAAGCUCUUUCACUUUUUUUUUUUUAGUUGGAGUAGAUGGUUCAAGAUAUGUCAUUUGAUCAAAUGUUUUGUUCCAUCGCUGCUUUUGUGUGGUAGGUCCAGUGACUUUGUCCAUGUCCUGGUUGAGCAAUCCAGAUUACACCACCGUAUCUUCUCAUUUUUAGGCUGAGCUGGUCACUUGGGUUUAUCGGACACGAGAAUGUUCAAUCCGUGAAAGUGAACCAGGAUCAGACGGUGAAGUCGCCAGCACUGUUUUACCACGGCUUGAUGGGAACUUGUCUUCCUGUUUUUAUUUUUAUGAAAACUAUGAAGUUUUCUGGAAGUUCUACACCAGUUGGCUUUGUGAUAACCGGAUCUCACUUUUGGUAUUACACGCUGCCAUCACAACGACGUCUUGGCAUCUGUGAGAAAAUUGGUGGUUUGUCCUAGGUGCAUUUGCAGGGAAACGAUUUUUAAGUGAAACGUACGUACAGACCUGGGGGCCAGAACAAUGCUUAGAGAUUUUUAGUGCUGGAUCAUACAGCUCUGGAUAUAACUGACAACUGAUUUCUCCUCCUUAUCAUUGGAGUCAACCAAUAACCGAAGCCCCAUGCAGUUACAGUUUCUAACUUUCUCCUCCAUACUAUGCCCGAUUUAUGUUGCAUUUUUUAAAAAAAAAAAAAAAAAAACACAAGAAAAGAAA